This is a messenger RNA of Amoebophrya sp. A25, 435 nucleotides long. Lineage: Eukaryota; Dinophyceae; Syndiniales; Amoebophryaceae. The record is from the annotation of a GenBank genome assembly.
AAAGCUUUCCAGUACUACGAAAGCUCCGCUUAUCAGAAGCUUUGCGUCAGCUUACGCUUAGAUGGGAGCGAGAAAAUGUAGCUCUGCCAGAUGUUGUUAUCGGUCGAAGCUUUUUUCACACUGGUUGCAUCCACAUGCCCGUUGUCGACAUCGCUGGUGGUGGGCGGGAAGGCGUCUUUCGCUUCAGUUUAGACCAACAAGGUGCCGAAACGAGUCCCGCAAAGCUCAUCCUGAUCUAUCAGGGUCUGUAUCACGAUCACUCGUUGGACACGAUCAUGCAACUACAUCGCAAAAACCAAAUCCUAGCCGAUCCGACUACAAAACAAUUACUAGAGUCGUUUCCGACCCAACUGAUAGAUCCGAGUGCAGCCUCAACGGCCCUAGAAGGUGACAGCGACAACAGUGGAAUCGGAGACCGAGAGAACAAGCGUGAAG